ACUUAUCAACUUUACCUAUCACCUUCGUACCCUCACAACAUCACAAACAUCGCAAUUAUUCAAGAAAGUAUUGUGAUACUGGUGCCGUCAGUUAUUCUAAUUUCAAAUACUUUCUCAAGGUUUGUUCCUCUCAAGAAUCAAGAAUCGUCCGCAAUAAUCAUCAGAACUAUCACCGUUCUUUUAACUAUCAGUUAAAUGACGACACUCCCAUAAAUGCGCGCCAGGAUACCGAAUAUUAACAUUUACGUAUUCCUGGUAUCUUCUUUGUUCAUAGCAGACGCGUGGGCCACGAGAUUAAUCGCAAUACGAAUGGUCUUGUCUAAGAAUUAAAAAAUACAAAAACCCCGCUAUACAUAUUCUACCUUCUACACAUACUCUCGUUCGCCACCCUCCAACUUAACUCCUCGUUCAUCUUUUCACCUUUCAACCGUCUCAUACGCACUACAAACACACACCCUUCAGUUUUUUAUUUGACGAUUGACUUCUAUCCGCUUACAUCAUAAUAUUUAGUUGCCAUCAUGUCAUCUCCCGAGGACGAAGAGUUGAUGACCAAGAUCUCCAACCUUGCCAGUCGGAUCAAUCGUUACAAGGCACAGCGCGAUGGCCAACCGCAUACAGAAUCUCACCGUCCUUCUCGCGCCUCGGGUUACCGUGCUUCCCCGUAUCCUUCUCCCUCGACUUACCGUGGUGGACGCGGCGGCCGAGGCGGAUUCCGGCCAACUUAUCGCAACAGAACAUUAGUCCUCAAUGGCCAAAACCGACCUGCUUCCGAUUCAGGCGAAGGCGCCAACGAUACUUCCGACCCUCCCACUCCUACGGCCUCCUUUGUCACCAGACACGAUCGCCAUUUACAAAUGAUCAAGACCGAUAUCUGGGAGAAGGAAUCGGUGAAUCGUAUCAAUGCAAUGGAACAGACUGUUCGCCAGAAGCAGCUGCGAAGAGAUAAGAAGGAGAAAGCUGCUUUUAUGAGCAGUGUGGUUCAGAGUGGUGCUAGCGCUGCCUCAGAUAACCAAUCUAACGCACCACAGUCAGCUUCUCCGUUCGAGGUUGUGGUGGACGGUAUUCGUUUCCGAGUCAUUCAAAAGGGUAGCAAGCUUGUCAAAGCCCUAGAUGAUGUCCAUCCUCCUUCCGAUACUCCGAAAAUGACUACCAUUGGUGGAGUCAAGUUCUAUCGAACCAAGCACGGCAACCUUGUCCGACACGGUGUUGUUCACGCGCAGCGAUCUGCUGGAUUAAUGAAGGUCAACGAGCUUUGCAAGGCCUUCUCAUGGACCGGAUCAUGUCCCAAAGGACCCUCAUGCCGCUACGUCCAUGACGCUUCCAAGACGGCUAUAUGCCGGGACUACUUAGUCAAGGGUAAAUGCCUUCAAGGUUCCCAUUGUGAUCUUUCACAUGACAUUACAGAGCAACGUACCCCCCUCUGCGUGCAUUUCGCCAAGGGCAAUUGCCACAACCCUUCGUGCUCUUACGUCCAUGCAGAGCACUCUUCGGCCGACCCUGUGUGCCGCUCGUUUGGAACGUACGGAUACUGUGAACUGGGAGCUUCGUGCCCCGAUCGCCAUGUAUUCGAGUGUCCCGAGUUCAGCAACACCGGCACUUGUAAUAGUAAGGGUUGUAAGCGUCCCCACAUCGAAAGGGCGAGUGUCCUACGCAAGAAGAACAAUCGCCUCUCUGGCGACGAUCUAGAAGACUUGUCAAGCGAUGACGAGGGCACUACGGCUGACACUGACGACAUCGAUUCCGAUGAUGUCGAGGAGUAUAUUAAGAAAGAGGAUGACGACGACCUUGAUUUCGCCCAGCAGAAGGACUUCAUCGGAUUUUAAUGAGUCUCGCCGCGACUCGUACUAACACAUCUAGGUCUUUUCAACAUUUGUCAAUUGGACAAUGGUCAAUAUGCUAAAGGACAGUGUUCUAAUUUCUACGAUGCGGUUUUAGUCUUUUAGGCUAGUAUCUAAAAGGCACAUGUAUGCCACGGGCUUUAGUUUGGCGUUUGAGGGAUGCCUUGCGUACUACGGACUUGAUACCCCUUUCUGCGAUGAUGCGCUUCGGAUGAGGCGUCCGUUAGGGAGUUGAUACCCUUAACGAGGAAGAAACAGAGAAAUGUGAAAAAGAGAGAGCUAGAUAAUUGCUGCAGUUAAUAAAAUGAAUUGCUUUGUAAUUGUCGUCUUCGACGAUGAGAUUUUGCUUCUAAAUCUAUAUUACCUACCUGGUAGGCAAGUAGAAUAUGCGUGUUGAAUGAAA
This is a messenger RNA of Annulohypoxylon truncatum, 2241 nucleotides long. RefSeq lists its product as uncharacterized. Gene Ontology annotation, cellular component: nucleus. The transcript has 6 exons. The coding region runs from base 519 to 1823 and encodes 434 amino acids. Gene Ontology annotation, molecular function: metal ion binding. Lineage: Eukaryota; Fungi; Ascomycota; Sordariomycetes; Xylariales; Hypoxylaceae. The record is from RefSeq and is a predicted model, not a curated record.